AUGGAGGAAGCAACCCUCGAUGUCCUCAUCACGAGCAACUACAAGACGUUUGGCCACUUGGCAUUUGCUGUAAGUUCUUUGCCGAACACAGCUGACGAGGAGCAGGUGCAGCAGUGGGUCAAUACAGUUUUCACCCGGCCUCCUACGCCCCAGCAGAUGGCGUGCAUCAGACGGGCGUUAUUCGAGGCUCAGGCCCUUUCGAUUUCAGACAUGAAGAGCCGUGUCGAGCCUCAGUCUGAUGUGCUUGUCAGAAAGAUGCCGGUUGCCGAGCGCAUCGCUCGUCAGACUGCCCUCGAGCGUCAGUUGACAGGAGUGAUCUUUGCUCCCGAAACCACCCCAGGACAUUCAGUGGUUGAUCGUUUGGUAGAUAUGCUCGAGACAGGAGUCAUGGCAUAUCUUGAGCCCCACAAGUACGUAUCGCGCGCGCAAGAGGUUCAGAAUGUCAAAACCGAGAAGUCCUUGAGCAUUACAACAGAUGGCAACUUGAAGGUGAACGCAAAGGUGGAAACGUUGACAUGUGAGGCUAGCUCAGCGUUGACACUGCGCCAGGCGUGGUCGAGGCGGAGCAUCGCCUUUGAGCUUGCCGGCCUCGCCACAUUCACCAUCUUGGAAGGCUGGGUUCAAAAGAUGUUCAUCAUGAUGCAGAGGCCUCCUCCUGAUGGUUAUGUUAGCGUAAGUCUGCAGCAGCUUUUGGCCGCAGAUCGUCAUUUGUUCACUGUCGCAGCGGAUCGCCUGCUUGGCAACCUUCAGGGCACACCAGGGCGUGAAAAGCCUCUCGACACAGAGGUAAAGCGCUUAGCCGAUUCAACCGAGGUGCUGCAGUUUCUUACUUGUCUUCCGAAAGCCACAAACCCCCCUCCUCUGAAGCGUCCUUGGGAGAAUGACAAGGGGGGCCAAUGGAAGGCCGAUGGCAAAGGAGGGGAAGGCAAGGGACGAAAGGGCAAGCACAGGGAGGGUAAGAGCACCGGCAGCGCAAUGCAGCUCCCUCCCGGAGCCAAGGGUUAUAGGUUGGUGCUAGUGGCAUAUUCCAUCAGGCCACUUCCCGCAUCAGCCAAGGCCAUUGGUGUGCCUGCAGGGGCUCAAAUCACCAUCGAGAAUCCCACCAAUUCGUGGUACUGGUCAAUCCUUGCCUUGCAGAUCCGACGGUGCAAGGACAAGUUGCAGGCUCUCGCGGCUCAGGGCCGCCAACAUCGUCGCCACCCGGUGGGGUUUUAUCGUAGCCCAGAGCAAUGGUUGGACGAAGCCGUCGGCCUCGCCCACCCGAUGGAUGUUGCUGCAGCCCUUCCGAAAAUCACGUUGGAUGCCAUCUUAAAAAGCUUCUCUUCCGAUCAGAAGUCUCUGGCCCUCAAGCGUAAGAUUGCCUUGAUGAAGGCAGAGAUCCUCGCUAAAAAGCUUGAGAAGGAUGAGGAAGCUUUGCAUAGAUCGAUGCCAGAUUGGAUGCAAGGUGUUGUUCACGACAAGCGCAUCCUCCUUUGGGAAACGUUGCUUCGACAGUCUGAUUAUGAUGACAUGGAGGUGGUAGAUUUCUUGAAGCAGGGUGUCCCGCUAGUUGGUACUUCGGACUGCCCGCCAUGUUUUGAAACCAAGGUGAGACCUGCGGUUCUAACAGAAGCAGAGUUGAGAGCAGCGGCGCCCGACUUGCGUCGUGGAAUGAUGUCUAGGCCUUUGCAUCAGGAGCCGGAGCACACAGCCCAUCUGCUGGAGGCCACCAGAGAGGAGCUCGCUUCGGGGUUCAUCCAAGGACCAUUCACAGAGGAGCAGGUCACAGCUCACUUUGGACAUCGUCAUUGGCUGGCCAUCCGACGCUUCAUCAUUAAGCAGGGGCAAAAGCUUAGGCCGAUCGAGGAUUGCUGUGAAGCACAUUUGAAUUUGAACGAAGCCUAUGCAGCCACCAUCAAACUUCGGUUACAAGAUGCGGAUUUCUUCGUUGCCAUGGCGCUGGAAGUAGCACGUCUGUCGGGUAACAAUCCUAAGGCCGCCCGGCCUUGGGUGGCGAAAUGCCUCGACUUGGCCAAGGCGUACAAGCAGCUUCCCGUAGCAGGUUGUCACAGGGAUCUUGCGGUCAUCAUGGUAGAAGAAGAAGAUGGGAGUCACUCGUUUUACCUUAGCAAUUCCUUGAUGUUUGGAUCGACUUCAGCGGUCUUUGCUUUCAACCGGGUCUCUAGGAGCAUCUGGUGGCUCUUGACGAAGGUACUGCACAUUCCGUGUUCCCAUUUUUACGAUGAUUUCCCAAUGCUUGUUCCUGAAGACAUGGGUUCAGAAGCGGAUGCCAGCGCCUCAAGGUUUUUGUCUCUCCUUGGUUGGCGUCAUGCCAAGACUGGAGAAGGAGGCAAAGGCCAUCCUUUCGCGAGCCGGUUUGACGUUCUGGGAUUGUCGGCCGAUGUGGCUGCGCUGCACCGUGGCACAUUGGUCCUUUCCAACAAGGAAGGUCGUGCGGAGAAAAUCCAAGAUCUUCUCUGCAUGGUGUCAGAUGAGGGCCGCAUCACGAGGACGAUUACUUUUGCAGCCCGCAAGCCCCUUGUGCACGUCUUUACCGAUGGGUGCUGGCAAGACGGAGUUGCGGGUCUGGGGGCAGUUGUCUUCGACUGUGCAACAAGUCAGGGUCGCGUCUUUCAAGGCAGGCUCCCAGACAACCUUGUGAGGGCUUGGCUCAGUGAGGUUGGUGAGCAAAUCAUCGGCCAGAUUGAGCUGUACGCAGUUCUGGUCAUGAGAUGCUUCUUGAAAGAUGACCUAGCAGGCCGCCGCACGGUCUUCUGGUGUGACAACGAAGCUGCCAGGUUUGGCCUGAUUCGAAAUGAGAGCCACAGCCGCUCCAUGGAUAUCAUGCUUCGCGCUUUCGCAAAGGUAGAAGAUGAGAGCUUGAGUUUCACUUGGAUCAGCCGAGUGCCGUCUGCUUCAAAUCCUAGUGACGCUCCCUCGCGCGGGGAUGGGCAGUCGGUGCUAAAGCUGAGUAGAGCCACUUGCGUAGAGCCUUUUCCAGACUUUCAGGACAACCAGGCUUUGGCCAUCUGA
This is a messenger RNA of Symbiodinium necroappetens, 3012 nucleotides long. NCBI's taxonomy places the organism in Eukaryota, Dinophyceae, Suessiales, Symbiodiniaceae. The record is from the annotation of a GenBank genome assembly.